Messenger RNA from Engraulis encrasicolus (European anchovy), 2494 nucleotides. RefSeq names its product sperm-tail PG-rich repeat containing 2 (gene stpg2). Gene Ontology annotation, cellular component: male pronucleus; female pronucleus; germinal vesicle. Gene Ontology annotation, biological process: epigenetic programing of male pronucleus. The transcript has 13 exons. The record is from RefSeq and is a predicted model, not a curated record. Gene Ontology annotation, molecular function: chromatin binding; histone binding. NCBI's taxonomy places the organism in Eukaryota, Metazoa, Chordata, Actinopteri, Clupeiformes, Engraulidae. Bases 158 to 1849 code for a protein of 563 amino acids.
AGUCAGCCAACAUGAGAGGCAAACAAUCUUCUGAAGUUAUUUAUUUACAUAACAACACAUCACUGGCUUAUAUAUAGUUUCGCUACGAUGUAAUCAUAUUUUGACAGAUGAUUAGGUAGAGUUUACAACGUGUGUUCCAGGUUAAACAUCAGCCAAAAUGUAUGGUCGAGCCCCCCGAGUUACGUGUUUUACGGGGAAUACCUCGACCAACUUGGGACCAGGAUCAUAUGAGGUCAGCCAUUUCCAAACUGUUUCAUCUGAUGGCUAUGCACCGUUUCUGUCGCUUACAAAGCGCCAAUCCUUGUUUCAUCGCUCUAGUGAUGAGUUGACAGGUCCAGGCCCAGGACAGUACAAUGCCGAGGUCAAGAGUCAUGUUAUUGGAGGGCAGAGUCUAAAGAAUCGCUGCAAACGCUUUAAGGAGAAGCCCACACCUGUGCCAGGACCAGGAUCAUACGAACUUUCCAUCACAACUACAACUAAACCUAAAACGACUUUACGCAAGGAACAUUCAAAAGCGGUAGUGCCAUAUCGCAUUAAGUUUAUUCAGCAACCUGGCAUCCCUUCCAUCCCAUCUCCUGGUCAGUCGUAUGGAUAUGAGGAGAAUAACCAAGGAUUGCUAUGCAAACAGAACCCUCCAGAGAAGGAUGGUACACUAGGACCGGCCUUCUACAACCCGCUGGAGUCAGAGAAGUCCUCGGCUCACAAGUACAAAGGGAUUCAUUUUGGAAAUAGGACUGGGAAACGCAAGGACCAGAAGGUGUCUGAAGGCCCUGCCCCCGGACAAUAUGAUCCAGAUUUGCAACUGGUCCCCUGCUAUGAGAAUGUGAACCUGCGUAGAGAGAAGAGCCGUGCAGAACUGGUCAUCCCUCGCUACCACGAGAUAGUGUCCCAGCAGGAGGAGAAGAAGGGUGUGCCAGGUCCGGGACAGUACUACAUCAAGAGUCAAUUUGAGAAGACCAGCAGUCCGUACGGAGCUCCUCUGGGUCACGUUCCUCCGUUCCUCUCCCAAGCAGAGCGCUUCACCCCAGUGAGGGAGGUGGCGCCCCCUGUGGGCACCUAUAAUGACCCGCGCCACGCGCUGGAGCUGCUGCAGAAGAGCACCGGGGCCAAAAGGAGUGGCUUUGGACUCACUGCACUGCGCUUCUCCCAACCAAAGACCAAACCGCACACUCCAGGGCCUGGGGCGUAUAACAUCUUUGACUACGGCUUGGCGCAGGAGAGCAUCAAGAAGGCCAUCGUGGACAGCACCAAGAAAGGAGCCUUCGGAUCCACUGCCAUACGCAGCCCCGUGUUCAUCAACAAGUCAGACCCGCACAUACCAGGACCGGCAGAGUACCAGGUGACCAAGAGGGUUGAGGAGCCGUAUAAGAAGAAGCAGACGGCCGUGUUCAAGUCCGAAACCAAACGCCUAUCGACACCACCCACGGUCUUGGACACUCCUCCGCCCAGCCUGUAUAACGUGCGAGAGGCGUACGAGAAGGCGUACGGCCACAAGCCCAACAUGGUGCCCCGCAACGAGGAGGCCAAGAGGAGACAGGGCUCCUUCCUCAGCGCAGCGCCCAGGAAGCUGACCCUGAUACGCUCGACAUCACCCAUACCAGGCCCUGGUCAUUACAACCCUGAGAUCAAGUCGAGCGCCAGAUUGGCGUUGAUCGCCUCUCGAGAGGACCGCUUCAAGACCCAGAACGACAUGACCCCUGGCCCUGGGACCUACCAGCUGGCCCCCACGAUAAUGGACACGGUGCUUAAGGGCACGUUCAAUGUGACCCUGCACAACCCACUGAUGGUGCAGAACGCCAUGCUGCAGUCUCACCCCGCCAUGGACAACCUCUCCAUCCACAGCACGUAGCGCCGACCAACUACACCCCACCAUAUCCCCCUUGUAGUACCCCACUCACCCCCCCCACUCCCAUAUUCCUGCCCGGACCAAUACCGUUCCCACCAACCCCCACCCCACCAUAUCCUCCAUGUAGCCCACCCACUCCCAUAUUCCUGACCUCCUUACCAGGUCAACACCAUUCACAACGACCUCACCCCACCAGUGGCCAAUACCGCCAUGCUGUAUUCCUCACCUGACCAUUCCUCAUCACGCCCCACACACACAAACACACACCUCACUACACCAACACUAUUCCCAUUAACAACCUGCCCCACCCCCAAAAAUCUUCAUCGGUAGAACCCAACACCCUCAUAUUUCUCACCAGACCAAUACCAUUCCCAACAACCCACCCCUCCAAAAUCCUUGUCGGCUGCCACCCCCACACACCCCACCAGAAGCCAACACCCCCAUAUUCCUCACCGCACAUGCCCAUAAACCCACCCACCCAGCGCCACCCCCCGGGGGGUAAGAGGGCAUGAUUUCAUAAUUGGAAUUCAGAGUUUCUAUUCAACCUUGUUAAAUCCCCAUAGCCCCCAAAAAGACACAACUCAAUUGUUUUCUUUCCAUGAAAUUGAAUAAAAUGACACGAACAAAUAAAAGCGGUGCAGGAAUGUG